AUGGAGAGUGCUCAUGCAGCGGCUCGGAGUAAUUUGCAGACCUCGGUGGAAAGGAUGAAGAGACAUUACGAUUUACACACUCGAUCCCAAAGUUUGGACCAAGGACAACCUGUGUAUGUGUUAGACUUAGGGGCAACCCCAGGACGGUGCAAAAAACUGUGCCCUGUGUGGAAGGGGCCUUACCUCAUUGGGAAAAGGCUGUCUCCUACCCUGUUUGUGGUGGCAGGGCAGCGGAGAACGUUCAUGGCCCACCAUGACAGGAUGAAGUUGUGCCAGGAUCGGGUUGUGCCUCGCUGGAUGGAGAGAAGGAAGAAACGCGAGGAGGUCCCCGCUCUAGAGGGGGAGAGGGAUCUCAUUACAAAGGCAGAGGACGGGGAGGAAACAGGGUCCGUCUACUGCCACUGCUGCCAGCCGGAUGACGGGGGUUUUAUGAUUGCCUGUGAUGGCUGCGAUGGGUGGUUCCAUGGACCCUGUGUGGGGUUGACAGAGACCAUGGCUAAGGCCAUGGAUGAAUACCACUGUCCCACCUGUGGAUCAGGAGCAGUGGGGCCCUUGGGAGGUGCAGAGGCAUUUUGA
Haliotis rubra (blacklip abalone) is the source of this 576-nucleotide messenger RNA. Its product is annotated as PHD finger protein ALFIN-LIKE 7-like. NCBI's taxonomy places the organism in Eukaryota, Metazoa, Mollusca, Gastropoda, Lepetellida, Haliotidae. The record is from RefSeq and is a predicted model, not a curated record. The transcript has a single exon. Gene Ontology annotation, biological process: positive regulation of DNA-templated transcription. Gene Ontology annotation, cellular component: Set1C/COMPASS complex. Bases 1 to 576 code for a protein of 191 amino acids.